GGCCGCCGUCCUCACAUGACCCGAGUGUUUGUCCCCGUGAUCAGCGCCUCAUCUCCGUAAACCCGCGUCGCUGAACGACGGCGUCCCACCCCCGCAGACUUCAUGGAGAUGCUGGAUCAGAGUGUGGACAGCUCCGCGAGUCAUGACAAACAGGAAGUGGAGGAUGUGGUGCAGCUUCAGGAGGGAGAAGCAGUGGGGGGGCCAGAGCAGACUGCAGUGACCAUCGCCAGCGUCCAGCAGGCUGCGUUCGCAGAUCACGGGGUGCAGUACCAGUUUCGAACCGAGAACAGCGGAGGGCAGGUGACCUAUCGAGUGGUUCAGGUGACUGACGAGCACCUGGAGGCGGCAGCUGAUGGGGCUGGUGCGGUCAGCGUCGUUUCCACGGCAGCGUUUGCUGGAGCUCCUCAGGCUGUGGCCCAGGCCGUCAUCCAGAACCCCUUCAGCAACGGGGGCAGUCCCGUGGGAGAAACGGUGGCAGGAGAGACCCGGUUCACGUAUUUUCCCGCCACUGUCGGCGAUGGAACCGCCGUGUCUGUGCAGGCCGCCGAUCCGGCCAUCACCCAGACGGGAGGCCAGCUCUACGUGAUGAUGAGCCCCCCCGAGGUGCUGCAGGGGGCGAACCCCCGCACCAUCGCCCCACAGACGUACGCCACGAAGGUGGAGGGUCCGCGCGUGCCCCGGGAUGAGCGGCGGCGGGCCCAGCACAACGAAGUUGAGAGGAGGAGACGAGACAAGAUCAACAACUGGAUCGUGACGCUGUCCAAGCUGAUCCCGGACUGCAGCGUGGACAGCAGAUCUGCGGCGAGUAAAGGAGGCAUCCUGUCCAAAGCCUGCGACUACAUCCGGGAGCUGCGGCAGAACAACCAGCGGCUGCAGGACAGCUGCAAGGAGGUGGAGCAAGCCGAGAUGGACAACGAGCUGCUCCGACAGCAGGUGGAAGAACUGAAGAACGACAACGCUCUCCUCCGGGCGCAGCUGCAGCAGCAUGGCGUGGAAACCAACGGCGACGUGACGGCCCAGUGACGGCGCGCCACGCCCUCCCCCACCCUAAAAGCCAGACCCGGGAGACUCCGGGAGUCUCCACGAACCCAGUAAACGCGGGUCUCCUCUUUAACACUUGUUGCAGUCUGCGGGAAAGCUCUGAGGUGAACGACAGCGCCCCCUGCUGUUGAGAAUAAGUUCUGCGUCUGAUGCAGAGCAGAUCCGAAGCUGCCAGCAUCUGUGCAGAGGCGCACGCUCCGAAACGCAGCGGAGAACGAGGAGCUCCUCCGAGACUCUGAUCAUAAGGAGUAACUCCCCCCUACAUGCUGCAGGGCUGGUGGGGGUCACAUGUGCGGAAAACUAAAAACCUGGAGGUGUAACCACUGAAACGUGACUCCCAAAGGAAACCGUAGCUGAGCGUGUCUGUUCUGGAGGCUGCUGGGAAACAGAGGCCUUUCCGUUAUUCAGAAACCUGCCCCCUCCCUGCUUGUGCUGGAGCGACACCCAAGACUGAAACUACAUUUAUAAUUCAGAAUGCUCCUUUGUCAGCUCCUGCACAUCUGGGGUCUGAUGGUUGACUGUGAACAGGUGGACUCAAUUCCUCAUGAACCCGGAUCUAUAAAGGAGCUUGAAAUUAAAGCGAUGACUCCGCCCCUCGCAUGAUUUUUUUAACAUGGCUACUGCUCAGAUUGGGACCAAUGAAGAUGUAAACUUAGGAGGUUGCUACCAUACGAAGGUUAUUUUUACUGCGCUUCAACUGUGAAGCGUGCAUUUCCCGUGAUGUCAGACUGCGGCCUCUUCCUUCAGCUCCUGCUGCUUGCAACAUUUUUUCUAAUUUAAGGUGGAACAACCUUUCUGUGAGAUGAAAUGAACUAAUUUGCUGAUCUGGAAAUAAAAGAUGUUCUACCUGGA
Oryzias melastigma (Indian medaka) is the source of this 1893-nucleotide messenger RNA. RefSeq names its product upstream transcription factor 2, c-fos interacting (gene usf2). The record is from RefSeq and is a predicted model, not a curated record. The coding region runs from base 103 to 1023 and encodes 306 amino acids. NCBI's taxonomy places the organism in Eukaryota, Metazoa, Chordata, Actinopteri, Beloniformes, Adrianichthyidae. Gene Ontology annotation, molecular function: DNA-binding transcription factor activity, RNA polymerase II-specific; RNA polymerase II cis-regulatory region sequence-specific DNA binding; protein dimerization activity. Gene Ontology annotation, biological process: regulation of transcription by RNA polymerase II. The transcript has 10 exons.